UCGUAGUAUUGUUCUGCUAGCCCGCUGGAACAAAGACCGCUCUUGUGUUUUGAGACGUUUCAUCAGUAAAUUGCUCCACACAGGAAUCGGACGCCGUCAAGUGUGACAUCCAGGAAGCUAGGAAAUGUCGACAGUCGUACCUGCAGCGACACAAAAGGACAUCUUGUCCUCGUCGUCCUCGGUCUUGUCCCCUAUUUCCUCUCCUGAAAGCAUUACUCGCAAAACAAAACAGCCUUCCAAAGUGAAGACCCGGUUAGACACGCAGCCACACAAUGUUGCGUCACGUGAAGAUGCAGUAAUUAAUUCCGAGGACUACCGUUACAUCAUGUCAACAUCGGCAUCUGACUUAAGUUCCUCUCAAUCGUCAUCCAAGACUAGUCCUGGGAGACCUAAAGCCAAAAAGCAAGCACGGGUAGAUAACUCCAUCAAACCUGGAGACUACAAAUAUAUCAUGGAGACAUCGGCGUCUGACUUAAGUUCUUCCCCAUCGUCAUCCAAGACUAGUCCUCGGAGACCUGAAGCUUCCGCCAAAGAGCCAGCACGGGUAGAUAACUCCAUCAAACCUGGAGACUACAAAUUUAUCAUGGAGACAUCGGCGUCUGACUUAAGUUCUUCCCCAUCGUCAUCCAAGACUAGUCCUCGGAGACCUGAAGCUUCCGCCCAAAAGCCAGCACGGGUAGAUAACUCCAACAAACCUGGAGACUCCAAAUAUAUCAUGAAGACAUCGGCGUCAGACGUGUCGUCAUCUCCAUCAUGCAAGAUUCUUCGUGAAUCUGUCGGAGCAUCUGCUUCGCCCUCUAGGCGCUCUCACAGCAGUCCUCGUGAAUAUGAAAGAGGAUCUGACAAACCAGAUGGCAGUUGCUGCACAUCACCAACGUCAUCUCCAUCGCCAUACCCAAGGUCUCUUACAGGGUCCAGGGAAUCUGUCUUGUCGUCUGAAAUUCUAAGCAGCGUCUCCUCUGAUUCUGAGAAAGUAUUCGACCCCUUCGCGAAGGACCACCUUCAGCCCAGACUUUCCCCGAGGGAGCCAUCUGUGGACGUUCAUUUCCCAGUCGCUGAAACAGUGUCCGAGGUAUCCCUGGCAAACAGGAGCGAUGAAUCAUGGUUUACCGACUCCAGGGAGUCGAACAGUUUCCACCAGGACGCACUACACAUACGUAAGCUGAUGCUGGACCUGGCCUGGGUCUGUGACAGGCAACAGCCCAUGUCGGACUGGGUGUCCUCUGUUAUCGUGUGGGAUGAUGACGUUGCAAGCAACUUGGGUGUGGACUCUCUCCUGAUCAGACUGAAGAACCGGUUUCAGAGCACUUGGUGGCGCCUGACAAGGGGGAGGGAGACUCGGGUCCAGAUCCUCAAGAAAUCCAGCUCAGCAUCCGGAGGCGGCAUCAGCGGUGGAGACGAGGACAAGACACCACAUAAAGAGAAGCUGCAGAAGAGAGUGCAGAGGUUCAUGUCCCGGUUCUUCAUUUGUGGAGGACCAUCACAGGCCUAG
This is a messenger RNA of Haliotis rufescens (red abalone), 1492 nucleotides long. RefSeq lists its product as uncharacterized. The record is from RefSeq and is a predicted model, not a curated record. Lineage: Eukaryota; Metazoa; Mollusca; Gastropoda; Lepetellida; Haliotidae. The transcript has 5 exons. Bases 125 to 1492 code for a protein of 455 amino acids.